Messenger RNA from Perkinsus marinus ATCC 50983, 1335 nucleotides. RefSeq lists its product as hypothetical. The record is from RefSeq and is a predicted model, not a curated record. Bases 1 to 1335 code for a protein of 444 amino acids. Lineage: Eukaryota; Perkinsozoa; Perkinsida; Perkinsidae. Gene Ontology annotation, biological process: amino acid transmembrane transport. The transcript is spliced from 11 exons. Gene Ontology annotation, molecular function: amino acid transmembrane transporter activity.
AUGGGUGUUGAGACCAGUCCUUUCCUGGCCCCACAGGAGCUGCCUUCCUAUGAGUCGGCGGCCAUGAAAAACCUUACUACCCUAGAGGGCCAUGGCUACUCGACUCCUCUCAGCACGGUCUUCAACAUCGUUAACACAAUGGUUGGCCUUGGUACUGCCUCGCGUUACGUCUACAGUGGCCAUCUCUGUGACUCAGGAAUGUUUGCACUGCCCUAUGUUUUCGGGGUUGUUGGUUACCUCACAGGAUCCAUCAUUUUUAUAGGAGCCGUCCUGGCCUCCUACCUCUCAGCGUACGUCCUCACGAUGGUUUUGUCGGGCUAUCUGGAGGAGUACAGCUACUACGCUCUGGCCACUCGCCUCUUCAAGGGCCGCACCAUGUCUCUGGCCAUCGACAUUGUCUUGGCGGUUGUGCUUUUUGGGGUCAUCAGUAUGACAUUGGUCGUGUCUUUCGACUCGCUCCAUUCGCACUUCCCCAAAGUCCCUCGGUGGAUGCUGGGGGGUAUGGCAGCGUUGGCAGGAUGGGCCGCGUCGCUGCCUAGGUCUCUGCACGGUGUGAGGUUCGCCUCCUACACCGGUGUUGGCCUUAUGUUACUUAUAUGGGUAUCAGUAGUCUUCACGGUUAUCUUCAACCCGCUCGAUUCCGUGGAUGUGGAGCCUGUACCACUGGAGGUGGAUACCACAAGGUCGUGGGUUCCAUUCUCGCAGGCAGCAUCAGCUGGCGUGUUCUCUUUCAUCAUGCACAUCAAUCUGCCAUGCCUACACGGUGAGCUGAAGCCCAUUGAUCGACCCAAGAUGCCCCUUUUAAUGGUCAUCGCCCUCGCAUGGGCGUUCGUGAUGAAUGUUAGUAGGAGUACUUACUGGCCCUUCCAUCAUCUAUCUUGUGACGAAUCCGAUCUCCGUGGGAGCAGUGGUUCUCUCUUGCGCGUGGCAUCCAACUUAGCUGAUGCCCACAUGCAGAUAGCUGGAAACCACUGGACCGUCGACAUCGUAAUGCUCUCUCGUGCGGCAGCAUGUUCGAGGAGGCCCAUGAUGGCCUCUGUGGUGACACGUCGCUGGAAGUACACCCCAAGCUUUGAAAGAGGUCUCAACCCAGAGUUGACCUCGGGGGACUACGGUGACAUGCCCAAGCCUCAACCGCUUAUCGACUUCUUCACUCAAAAUCGCAACCCAUGGUUCGGAUUUGCCAUGUUCUGUGGCUUCAACUUCUUAUGGUGGGCUUUCUUCGGAGCCUGGCAAAUCCGUCCCCUGUGGGCAUCUCAGAGGAAGAGUCUGGCGGAGGCGGAUCGUCUCUACGGCCCCACUAAAUAUGGAGUUGGCAAGAAGUACAUCAACUAG